Saccharomyces kudriavzevii IFO 1802 is the source of this 1836-nucleotide messenger RNA. It is a transcript of the gene TPO2, whose product is annotated as spermine transporter. Gene Ontology annotation, molecular function: spermine transmembrane transporter activity. Lineage: Eukaryota; Fungi; Ascomycota; Saccharomycetes; Saccharomycetales; Saccharomycetaceae. The transcript has a single exon. Gene Ontology annotation, cellular component: fungal-type vacuole membrane. The record is from RefSeq and is a predicted model, not a curated record. The coding region runs from base 1 to 1836 and encodes 611 amino acids. Gene Ontology annotation, biological process: transmembrane transport; spermine transport.
AUGAGUGAUCAAGAAUCUGUCGCUUCAUUCAACUCCCAAAACACUUCCAUGGUGGAUGCCGAAGGUCAGCAACCCCAGCAAUAUGUCCCCACGAAAAGUAUCUCUCGUACAAACCAAUUGAACCUAACCAAAACUGAAACGGUGAAAUCGCUACAGGACUUGGGUGUCACUUCGGCUGCCCCAGUGCCCGACAUCAAUGCUCCAAAAACCGCUAAGAAUAACAUCUUCCCCGAAGAAUAUACUAUGGAAACUCCAUCUGGGCUGGUUCCAGUGGCCACUCUACAAUCCAUGGGUAGAACCGCUUCCGCCUUAUCCCGUACUAGGACAAAGCAAUUGAACCGUAGUGCUACUAACUCUUCAUCCACAGGUAAAGAAGAGAUGGAAGAAGAAGAAACUGAAAACAAGAGUGGUGAGAACGAAUUAGAUCCCGAAAUCGAGUUCGUCACUUUUGUCACCGACGAUCCAGAAAACCCUCACAAUUGGCCCGCAUGGAUCCGUUGGUCUUACACCGUCCUGUUGUCCAUCCUAGUUAUUUGCGUCGCCUACGGGUCCGCUUGUAUCAGUGGUGGGCUGGGAACCGUCCAGAAGAAAUAUCAUGUCGGCAUGGAAGCCGCCAUUUUAUCGUGUUCUUUGAUGGUUCUUGGGUUCUCCUUGGGUCCCUUGAUUUGGUCUCCGGUUAGUGACUUAUACGGUAGAAGAGUUGCUUACUUUGUCUCCAUGGGUCUUUAUGUCAUUUUCAACAUUCCUUGUGCGUUGGCCCCCAAUCUAGGUUGUCUCCUAGUCUGUAGGUUUUUAUGCGGUGUUUGGUCGUCUUCAGGUCUAUGUCUAGUUGGUGGGUCCAUUGCCGAUAUGUUCCCAAGUGAAACGAGAGGUAAGGCCAUUGCUUUCUUCGCCUUCGCUCCUUACGUUGGUCCCGUCGUGGGUCCAUUGGUUAAUGGUUUCAUUUCUGUUUCUACCGGUCGUAUGGACCUGAUCUUUUGGGUCAACAUGGCCUUCGCAGGUGUUAUGUGGAUCAUCGCCUCUGCUAUUCCAGAAACUUAUGCCCCAGUUAUUUUGAAAAGAAAGGCUGCCAGAUUAAGAAAGGAGACUGGUAACCCUAAGAUUAUGACUGAACAAGAGGCCCAAGGUAUCAGUAUGGGUGAAAUGAUGAAGGCUUGUUUGUUGAGACCAUUAUACUUCGCUGUCACGGAACCCGUUCUGGUCGCCACUUGUUUCUACGUGUGUUUGAUUUACUCUCUAUUAUAUGCGUUCUUCUUUGCCUUCCCUGUCAUUUUUGGUGAACUGUACGGCUACAAGGAUAACCUUGUCGGUUUAAUGUUUAUCCCAAUUGUUAUCGGCGCCCUUUGGGCCCUAGCCACCACUUUCUAUUGUGAAAACAAAUAUUUAGCGAUCGUCAAACAACGUAAGCCCACUCCUGAAGAUCGUUUGUUGGGCGCCAAGAUCGGUGCUCCAUUCGCUGCUAUCGCUCUUUGGAUUUUGGGUGCUACCGCUUAUAAGCAUAUUAUCUGGGUUGGCCCAGCUUCGGCCGGUUUAGCCUUUGGCUUUGGUAUGGUGUUAAUCUAUUACUCAUUGAAUAACUACAUUAUCGACUGCUACGUCCAAUAUGCAUCCAGUGCCUUGGCCACAAAGGUUUUCUUAAGAUCUGCAGGCGGUGCCGCUUUCCCAUUGUUUACCAUUCAAAUGUACCACAAACUGAACUUACAUUGGGGUUCUUGGUUGUUGGCUUUCAUAUCUACUGCAAUGAUUGCUUUACCUUUUGCAUUUUCAUAUUGGGGUAAGGGUUUGAGACAUAAAUUGUCCAAGAAAGAUUACUCCAUUGAUAGUGUUGAGAUGUGA